GCUAUAAUACUGCUCUUCCUCUCGGACAGAUCUGUAGUUACAAACGAUGAUCAUCCAUUAGCUCUGUUAUGUCUAGUCUGUUUGUUUUGUGCAGAUCAGUUUUCUUUGCUCUGGUGUUAAAGCAGGAAAACAGACAUACUGCUUGGAGUGAAAUAUUCAUGAUGAAGAAGCUUUUAAACAGCAUCACAUGAAGCUAGAAACACCAGCGUCUAAACCACAGACAGACAGAUGCUACUGUAUAACCGGGCAGAUAAAGGAAAUCUUAUAAAUCUGUUAUGCUAAUGAGCUUAGCAUCUUAAUGAGGCAAGAUGUAACAGUGUUUAACGUGGAGGACUCUAGUGAGAUGAUCAUCUGAUCGGUGUCUGACACGUCAGGAAUACUCGCAUUCUUCCUCAAGAGCUUUAUUCUGUGAUUGUGAGUGUUAUUACAAUGGAUAAAUCAAAAACUAAAAAUUUUCUAAUAAAUCUAAUAAGAUCUUCAAAAUGUGAUUGAAAAUCCUAGAUUUGUGCUCGGGGCACUGCCGACGUUCUUCUGAGCAGAUUCAGUCAUUCUUGACACACCUCACACAACAAGAUAGUCUUUAAAAGCAAGAUAUGUCAGAUGUAAAUAAGAAGUAAUCUGAGACAUAUGAGGCUGAUUAUGAAGAGCUUUAAAAGUAAGGAGCAGAAUCUUGUAGCCAAUCGAGAUGACAGAGAACAGAGGAGAUGUGCUCGAUGGAGAAGGUUCUAGUAAUUAUACAGUCACUUCUGGACCAACUGAAGUAUAUGAAGGAGUUUGUGAGGAAGUUCAAACUGAAGAGAGAACUAGAACAACAGCUGUGGAACUGGAUGUGAGACGCUGGAGUAAUAUUCACAUGCUUUCAAAAGACAAAGUUGUAUCAAGGACAACACUCAGAUUUUUAAGAUAAGAAAAUGAGGAGAUUAAUGAGUUAAAAAUAGAAAGUAAGAAAGUAAGAAGAACCUGUUUUGUCUAUAUUCAUUUUAUGAGUUUUAAGAGAUUUAAUCUCUUUUAAGCAAUCCAAAAGAAAGAAAAAUAGAAUUUGCCUCAGAGGGCAAAUAGAGCUGGGUUUUCUACACAUAACAACUAAACCUAAUGCCAUAUUUCCUAAAAAUAUAACCAAGAGGUAAUAAGUAAAAAAUAAAUAAAAGAGGGUCCAAAACAGAGCCUUGGGAAAACCAGCACUAACAGACGAAGACAAUGCUCUGAUUCCAGUUCCAGUUUGAUUGGAGUAAUCCCAUAAUCCUAGAGUCCAGUGACGUGCUCUGGUCGUAAGCGUUGUUCCUGCGCGUGUGUUUCAGGGAAACGCAGACAUGAACGCGGCUCCUCCUGCAGGAAGUGCUCUGGCCACACCCGCCAGCACCGCCGGACCAACCACGCCCAAGAAGGGGCCGCCCAAGUUCAAGCAAAGACAGACACGUACCUUCAAGAGCAAGGCCCCCAAGCCCGGACAGAAAGGGUUCGGUGAUGACAUUCCUGGUAUGGAGGGUCUCGGCACAGACAUCACUGUGGUGUGCCCAUGGGAAGCGUUUGGAGACAUGGAGCUCAGCGAUCUGGCCAAAUAUGGCAUUAUAUAAGCUUGGCCUCCUUCAGCCCCGCCCCCUCACCCAGUGGCCCCACCUCUUUUGCUCAAUGUUGUCGUGAGGUUAUGAUGUAUGAUGGUAAAGGACUGUUUCAAUGCAUGGUUACUGUCAUGAUUGAUAUGAUUGCUAUUGUCAUUAUUAUUAUUAUUAUAUAAUAUUUUAUAUUUUGUAUAUGCUGUGAUAAGACGACAACUUAUCCCCUCCCACUCCCCAGCUGUCAAUCAACAUCCUGAAAUCUAGUCAUCAGGGUUAAGACACGCCCCUAGCUGCGACUUCGCCCUUAUUACAGAAGGUGUGUUUCCUGUAGCAGCGAUGACUGAUGACAUCACUUCCUCUGUCUCGUAGAGCCUGUCCCAUAAACACAUUUAUAUUAUUAAAUGUGUCAUGUGUGAUUACCGGAGUAGAAAUCCAAUUAAAGUUUCUAUUUUCACUAACUCUAUUGACGUUAUUGCACUAGAAUAAAAGCAAAUAUCAUAACAUGGUGAUGAAUAUCAUUACAUACCAUUCUGAAAAGCACAUUAACAUACUGAGUCAUGAUAAGAACGAUUGGUGUGUUUGCUCAUGUGUGUGUGUGUGUGUGUGUGUGUGUGUGUGUGAGAGAGAGAGAGAUAGAGAGAGAGACUGUUCACAUACACAUAAUGCAAAUUCAGGAAGAGCAGGAAGAAAUCUGUUCAGUUCAUCAUCUGUGCGUCCCUCC
Messenger RNA from Puntigrus tetrazona (Sumatra barb), 2277 nucleotides. It is a transcript of the gene pde6hb, whose product is annotated as phosphodiesterase 6H, cGMP-specific, cone, gamma, paralog b. Bases 1311 to 1574 code for a protein of 87 amino acids. NCBI's taxonomy places the organism in Eukaryota, Metazoa, Chordata, Actinopteri, Cypriniformes, Cyprinidae. The transcript has 3 exons. Gene Ontology annotation, biological process: visual perception; positive regulation of G protein-coupled receptor signaling pathway; positive regulation of epidermal growth factor receptor signaling pathway. Gene Ontology annotation, cellular component: photoreceptor outer segment membrane. Gene Ontology annotation, molecular function: cGMP binding; 3',5'-cyclic-nucleotide phosphodiesterase activity. The record is from RefSeq and is a predicted model, not a curated record.